Molecule: messenger RNA, 1124 nt
Organism: Nestor notabilis (Kea)
Lineage: Eukaryota; Metazoa; Chordata; Aves; Psittaciformes; Psittacidae
Gene: ERI1
Product: exoribonuclease 1
Exons: 6
Biological process (GO): exonucleolytic trimming to generate mature 3'-end of 5.8S rRNA from tricistronic rRNA transcript (SSU-rRNA, 5.8S rRNA, LSU-rRNA)
Cellular component (GO): nucleolus; cytoplasm
Molecular function (GO): nucleic acid binding; 3'-5'-RNA exonuclease activity
Source: RefSeq, a predicted model, not a curated record
GGUAGGCAGCAUUGUAGGAUCAGUGACCAAGAAACUAAUGGGAAAAUGCCAGCUGCCAGUCCAAAUGACUUCAGUGAUCCAGUUUACAAAGAAAUUGCCAUGACCAAUGGUUAUAUCAACAGAAUGACCAGAGAUGAGCUCAGAAGUAAACUUGCAGAGUUCAAGCUUGAAACCAGAGGAGUGAAAGAUGUGCUGAAAAAGAGACUGAAAAACUAUUACAAGAAACAGAAGCUAAUGCAGAAGGAAACCAUUAAUAGAGACAACUGCUAUGACUACAUCUGUGUUGUUGACUUUGAAGCAACAUGUGAAGAAGGAAACCCACGUGAAUUCGUACAUGAAAUAAUUGAGUUUCCUGUUGUCUUACUAAACACGCAUACCCUGAAAAUAGAGGACACAUUUCAGCAAUACGUGAAGCCAGAGAUUAAUCCCAAGCUUUCAAACUUCUGCAUCAGCCUGACAGGAAUCACCCAGGACAUUGUCGAUAAAGCUGAGACAUUUACUCAAGUUCUGCAGAAUGUCAUAGAGUGGAUGAGACAGCGAGAACUGGGAACAAAGUAUAGCUAUUCGAUGUUGACAGACGGGUCUUGGGAUAUGAGUAAAUUUCUGAACACCCAGUGCCGUAUUAGCCGUAUCAAAUACCCUUCUUUUGCCAAAAAGUGGAUCAAUAUUCGCAAAUCAUAUGGGAACUUCUAUAAGGUUCCUAGGAACCAGACCAAGCUGACAAUGAUGCUUGAAAAUCUGGGUAUGAAUUAUGAUGGUAGACCUCACAGUGGACUUGAUGACUCUAAAAAUAUUGCAAGGAUAGCUAUAAGGAUGCUACAGGAUGGCUGUGAACUGCGGGUAAAUGAGAGGAUGCAUGCUGGACAGCUUAUGACAGUCUCCUCCUUGGCCCCCUUAGAGGGAGCCCCUGCUCCACAGAUGCCCCGCUACAGAAACUAGCAGUUCAGGGGUUCUGCCUUCAGAACUGCUCCCAGAUACUCAUGAAGGACUGUUACAAAUUUUAUUGAACAGACACCUCUGCCAGCCUGUCUGCAGUGCAGAAUCCAAGAAGCACCUUAACUGGUCAUCUCUGUUGAAAUAAAGAGUGUGGAAGCUCUUUGCUCUUUGCAGCCUGUGUUACAGCA